AUGGAGAGAAAGAUGGGUUUGCUCCUCCUCACCGCAGCCUUCUCCGCUGCCGUGUUCACGCAGAUGGCAGCCUCCACCGUCGUUCCGGCGAUCUACGCAUUCGGGGACUCCACGACGGACGUGGGGAACAACAACUUCUUGCCGGGGAACCAAGCGAAGGCAAACUUCCCUCCCUACGGGAUUGACUUUCCGCGCAGCAGGCCCACCGGGAGGUACAGCAAUGGCUACCUCGUGGUGGACUAUAUGGGUAGGCCUCCCUCCCUCUUUGUUAUCUUCGACGUGCCUCCAUAGAGACCAAUGGAGCAGCGGGAGAAUUUAGAAUUCGUGUUCGCGUCAUUUGUGCAGCAAAGAAGCUGAAGUAUAACAAGAGCCCCCCGGCGUACCUCUCCAUCUCCAACGACGCGCAGGCGAACCGCGGCGUGAACUUUGCCUCCGGGGGAUCGGGUAUCUUCGACGCCACCGUAAGUUUCGAACCGUCAGAUGGAAAUCACCUUGCAAUUUGUCGUACAGUCUGAAGUAUUCAUCCGAAGUUUCAUUUGUCUUGGAAACUUCAACUGACUAUCUGUUCUUUCAACCGGAUGGAUCGAUCAGGGCCAGAACUUCUCCAUUUCCCUGAACCAGCAGAUUAAGUACUUCAAAGGAAUCACUCGUCGGCUGAGGACCCGAAUUGGCGGCCGCGCAGCCCACUGCUUCCUUUCCAAGUCCUUAUUCGUUUUCAGCACGGGAAGCAAUGAUAUGUUCCGUUUCUACGUGAACUUCGGACUUAAGAAUGAGACCCAACAGCAGCUGUUCAUUGGACAGUUGACCGGCCAGUUUAGAAACCAGUUGGAGGUACUCUUCUCUCUCUCUCUCUCUCUCUCUCUCUCCCUCCCCUCAUCUGUUCUCCUAUCUACGGCGAAUUAUGUAUAUGAUAGUCGCUGUAUUUAAUGGAACCCGACCAUGACAGACGCUGUACGAUCUCGGAGCGAGGAAAUUCGCGGUGUUCGGCUCCUCCCUCAUCGGCUGUAUCCCCAUUCUACGCUUGGGCGUGCCCGGCGCAAAAUGUGUAGAAGACUUAAACAAUCUCUCACAGCAGUUCAACAGGGCCACACAGAUCGUCCUGCGUGACCACGCCUCCACCUUGAAAAGUUUCUCCUAUUCCUUCAUCAACUCCUACGACUUCUUCACCCUUGUCUCGUCCCAACCGCUAAAAUAUGGUAUGCGCAUCCCCCUGAUCUUCCUCUUCCACCCGACUUUCCUCUACGGAUUGCUCUGAUGUCGUCUUCUCGGCCUUUUCGAAGGGUUUACGGACAUCGUCUCCGCUUGCUGCGGCUCCGGGAGAUUGAACGCCGAAUCAGAAUGCAGGCCCAAUUCGACCUACUGCUUCAACAGGGACGAAUAUAUCUACUGGGACCGGGUCCACCCCACCCAGGCUACUUACCGGCUGAUCGCCCUCACGGCGUAUCGUGGGCGUCGGUACGCUUCACCCGUAACCAUCAAGCAGCUGGUCGGUCUUUGA
This is a messenger RNA of Spirodela intermedia, 1498 nucleotides long. The record is from the annotation of a GenBank genome assembly. Lineage: Eukaryota; Viridiplantae; Streptophyta; Magnoliopsida; Alismatales; Araceae.